Molecule: messenger RNA, 1440 nt
Organism: Saccharomyces cerevisiae S288C
Lineage: Eukaryota; Fungi; Ascomycota; Saccharomycetes; Saccharomycetales; Saccharomycetaceae
Gene: ORC5
Product: origin recognition complex subunit 5
Exons: 1
Coding region: 1-1440 (479 amino acids)
Biological process (GO): DNA replication
Cellular component (GO): origin recognition complex; nucleus
Molecular function (GO): ATP hydrolysis activity
Source: RefSeq, marked reviewed
AUGAAUGUGACCACUCCGGAAGUUGCUUUUAGGGAAUAUCAAACCAACUGUCUCGCAUCGUAUAUUUCUGCUGAUCCAGACAUAACUCCUUCAAAUUUAAUCUUGCAAGGUUAUAGUGGAACAGGAAAAACCUACACUUUGAAGAAGUAUUUUAAUGCGAAUCCAAAUUUGCAUGCAGUAUGGCUGGAACCUGUUGAGUUGGUUUCUUGGAAGCCCUUACUGCAGGCGAUAGCACGUACUGUACAAUAUAAAUUGAAAACCCUAUAUCCAAACAUUCCCACCACAGAUUACGAUCCUUUACAGGUUGAAGAGCCAUUUCUUUUGGUAAAGACGUUGCACAAUAUUUUUGUCCAAUAUGAAUCUUUGCAAGAAAAGACUUGCUUGUUCUUGAUAUUGGAUGGUUUCGAUAGUUUACAAGAUUUAGACGCCGCACUGUUUAACAAAUAUAUCAAACUAAAUGAAUUACUUCCAAAAGAUUCUAAAAUUAAUAUAAAAUUCAUUUACACGAUGUUAGAGACAUCAUUUUUGCAAAGAUAUUCUACACAUUGCAUUCCAACUGUUAUGUUUCCGAGGUAUAAUGUGGACGAAGUUUCUACUAUAUUAGUGAUGUCUAGAUGUGGCGAACUCAUGGAAGAUUCUUGUCUACGUAAGCGUAUCAUUGAAGAGCAGAUAACGGACUGUACAGACGAUCAAUUUCAAAAUGUAGCUGCGAACUUCAUUCACUUAAUUGUGCAGGCUUUUCAUUCUUAUACUGGAAACGACAUAUUCGCAUUGAAUGACUUGAUAGACUUCAAAUGGCCCAAGUAUGUAUCUCGCAUUACUAAGGAAAACAUAUUUGAACCACUGGCUCUUUACAAAAGUGCCAUCAAACUAUUUUUAAGCACAGAUGAUAAUUUAAGUGAAAAUGGACAAGGUGAAAGCGCGAUAACCACAAAUCGUGAUGACCUUGAGAACAGUCAAACUUACGACUUAUCAAUAAUUUCGAAGUAUCUGCUCAUAGCCUCAUAUAUUUGUUCAUAUCUGGAACCUAGAUACGAUGCGAGUAUUUUCUCUAGGAAAACACGUAUCAUACAAGGUAGAGCUGCUUAUGGACGAAGAAAGAAGAAAGAAGUUAACCCUAGAUAUUUACAGCCUUCUUUAUUUGCUAUUGAAAGACUUUUGGCUAUUUUCCAAGCUAUAUUCCCUAUUCAAGGUAAGGCGGAGAGUGGUUCCCUAUCUGCACUUCGUGAGGAAUCCUUAAUGAAAGCGAAUAUCGAGGUUUUUCAAAAUUUAUCCGAAUUGCAUACAUUGAAAUUAAUAGCUACAACCAUGAACAAGAAUAUCGACUAUUUGAGUCCUAAAGUCAGGUGGAAAGUAAACGUUCCCUGGGAAAUUAUUAAAGAAAUAUCAGAAUCUGUUCAUUUCAAUAUCAGCGAUUACUUCAGCGAUAUUCACGAAUGA